AUUCUUGUGUCUUAACUCUUACACAUUUUUCUAAAAUUUAGAACAUGUCAACACAAUAUAAUCAAAGUUGAGAGUCCAACACACAUUUUACUCAACCAACCUCCUUAGAUCUUUUCUUCUCCUAUUAUAGACCUACAAAAAACACUCACAUAUAUAUAUAGGUAGGCCGAGGCGUAUAUGUAUAUGGAAGUAUGUGAGUGUAAGUAGUAAUCCAAUUCAAUAAUCUCCAAAGAAAACAAAGAAAGUUGAAACUCCCUUUCCAUAUUGGAAGAAGGGAAUCGCCAAAACGCGUGAUUGCGUAAUCCAAAGAAGCAAGAGAUUCAACAAUCCCUUUCACUUUUCACUAUAAGACUAGGAUUUAUGAGCUUUCUUCAUUCCUCUCUUCUCCACUGACCACUCCAUCCAUCACUGCCUACUCACUCUCUCUCUGAAAUCUAAAUCUUUCCUUGUUGGGAUCACCAAUAUAUUCUCUUGGAGCGGAUCUGGAAUUCACUGCUCCGUUUCUUGUUGGUAAGUGGAAAAGAGGAUCUCAACUCAAAAUUUUCAGUAGUAAAUUUGGCAAGGAUGGCGGAUUAAUUAAGAGGCAGGUGAUUGGUUAUUGGGCGCAGAUGGGGAAAACCGGGAGGGAUUGGACGCAGAUCUACGCGAUCUACGGCGUGGACGACUGGCAGACGCCGCUGUUCCUGGUGGUGAACGCGGUGGGCUUCGCCGCCCUCUCCGUCGUCUUCCUCCUCUACUUCGAGCCCAUCUGUCUGCUCCUGCAGCAGCACCACUUCCUCCCGGGCCCCGCCGCGGCCCGCUUCGCCGCCGGCUUCACGGGCUCCGUCACGGCCCUCUCCGCCGUCUGCCUCCUCUUCGCCGCCGGAAACUUCUUCUACUCCGCCGUGGCCCUCCACUGGGAGAUGUCGCAGCGCAUCGUCUCCUCCGUCCCGGACUGGUCCUCCGUGAAGUACGCCCUGGACCUCGGCUGCGGCCGCGGCAUCCUCCUCAACGCCGUCGCGCUCCAGCUGAAGAAGUCGGGCUCCUCCGGCCGCGUCGUCGGGCUCAGCCGCAGCCCCAACCACACGCUCCGCACCGCCGGCCUCGAGGGCGUCCAGGAAUACGUCACUUGCAGGCCGGGAGAUCCUCGGACGCUGCCGUUCAGCGACAGCUACUUCGACGUGGUGGUGUCGGCGGCGUUCGUGCACACGGUGGGGAAAGAGUUCGGGCAGAAGACGGCGGCGGCGGCGGCGGAGCGGAUGAGGGUGCUGGGGGAGGUGGUGAGGGUGCUGAAGGCCGGGGGAGUAGGGGUGGUGUGGGACCUUGUGCAUGCGGAGGAGUACGUGCAGAGGCUGAGUGAGCUGAAGAUGGAGGAGAUAAGGGUGUCGGAGCGUGUCACCGCCUUCAUGGCCGCCAGCCACAUCGUCUCCUUCCGGAAGCCACCUCAGCAUUUUGUCGGCUCCUCUGAAGUUAGGCUUGAUUGGAGAUCUAAUUAAACCAAAACAAAAGCCUAUUAUACUUUUACAAUUAUAUAUAGCUAACACAAAAAUAGUCUUGUUUCUUGUUUAUCUUAAAUUUUCUGGUGAAACGAAGUGGAACCAGAUGCAUUGUGAGAGAGAGAGAGACAAAGGAGUUACAGUAUGUAGGCUUGUUGCGAAUUGUAAAUUUCAUCAAAUGUUUACUACUCCCUUCAUAAAAUAAAAUGUUACUUUUACUCA
This is a messenger RNA of Salvia miltiorrhiza (redroot sage), 1697 nucleotides long. RefSeq lists its product as uncharacterized. Gene Ontology annotation, molecular function: S-adenosylmethionine-dependent methyltransferase activity. The coding region runs from base 609 to 1475 and encodes 288 amino acids. The record is from RefSeq and is a predicted model, not a curated record. The transcript has 2 exons. NCBI's taxonomy places the organism in Eukaryota, Viridiplantae, Streptophyta, Magnoliopsida, Lamiales, Lamiaceae.